Molecule: messenger RNA, 1155 nt
Organism: Colius striatus (speckled mousebird)
Lineage: Eukaryota; Metazoa; Chordata; Aves; Coliiformes; Coliidae
Gene: NPM3
Product: nucleophosmin/nucleoplasmin 3
Exons: 6
Coding region: 76-513 (145 amino acids)
Biological process (GO): chromatin remodeling
Cellular component (GO): nucleoplasm; nucleolus; cytoplasm
Molecular function (GO): chromatin binding; histone binding; RNA binding
Source: RefSeq, a predicted model, not a curated record
CUCAGCUCGGCGGCUCGGCACAGUUGGGCACGGCUCGGCACGGUUCGGCUCGCCUGGUCCCGCUCCCGCCGCCUGAUGGAAACGCCCGGGCCCGGCUGCCCCGGCAGCGUCCUCUUCGGCUGCGAGCUGACUUCCCGUACCAAAUCCUACACGUUUCAGGUGGAUGAGGAGGAUGACUCUGAGCACAUUUUGGCCCUGUCUGUGGUCUGCCUCACGGACGGUGCCAAGGACGAGUGCAAUGUGGUGGAGGUUGUGGGACGGAACCACGAGAACCAGGAGAUCGCUGUGCCUGUGGCUAAUCUGAAGUUGUCGUGCCAGCCCUUGCUGAGUCUGGACAACUUCAAGCUGCAGCCUCCAGUGACAUUCCGCCUGGCCGCGGGCUCUGGCCCGGUGCACCUCGCCGGCUGGCACCGCAUCGUGCACAGGGAAGACGCCUCCUUUGAGGACGAUGAUGAUGAUGACUUGUCUGAGGAGGAAGAGGAGCUUCCUCCCAUCAUGCCAGCCAAGAAGUAGAGGAGGAAGCAGUAACUUUUCUCCAGGCAAGGUACUCGCUGGGACCUCUCUUCGGAUGGCUUUUACCUCAGCCCCUCUUGCCAGGACCUCAACGUUUGCUGCUUUUGGUUUAGUUUUUAAAUGUUAAUAUUUUUUACUCUGUUGUAGUAUUUUGGGGAGCAGGGGCUGCUCCCAGCACUGGGGUGUCUCCUUUCCCACAGCCCUGGGAGGGUGAGCCCAAAACUGGAUGGAUGCUGCUGGUAUAUCCCCUCUUCCCCCAUCCCUGUGCUGGGAGUCAAGGAUGGAGGAGAUGAUCCUCAGUCUGUGCCUUUUUGCUGACCUGAACCUCUGCUCUGUGCACCCCCUUUCCAUGGCUCUGAAAUGCCCAUCCUGGCCCCUUCCCCAGCAGAUGGAUGCAAAGCCAGGGGUGGGACAGUCAGUUUCACUGAUUUUAGUGCAUUUGCUUUUCUUUACUCACAGUUUGCUGGGUUUUUUACACUUGGAAGUGCAGAACUAGAGCCCAGGCUGCAUCCUUAACUGCAGUAAUGAUGGAGUAGGAGCUCACAGCCUAUGUGUGAUGUGGGGGGAGGUUCUGGGUCAAUCUACUUUGUGAAGGACAGUUUUUACACUCUAAAUAAAGGUCUCUCAGGCAUCAGGUCUGGA